Molecule: messenger RNA, 1361 nt
Organism: Acaulospora colombiana
Lineage: Eukaryota; Fungi; Glomeromycota; Glomeromycetes; Diversisporales; Acaulosporaceae
Source: the annotation of a GenBank genome assembly
GGUCGCCGACAUCACAUUCGAAUAGCACAUCACCUAAAAUGCCUCCGAUAUCACAUUCGGAUAAUACAUCGUCGCGAGGACCUCAGGCACAGCAUUUGAGUAAUACAUCACCCCAAGAGCCUUCGAAUAGCGUAUCACCUCAAAGGUCUCCAAUACCACAUUCGAGUGCCAUGCAGCCUCAAAGGCGUCCAACACCACAUUCAGAUAAUUCUUCAAUCCAGGCCCCCCCGAAUGAUUUGACAUCACCUCCUCAAGGGUCGCCGACAUCACAUUCGAAUAGCACAUCACCUAAAAUGCCUCCGAUAUCACAUUCGGAUAAUUCAUUGCCACGAGAACCUCCGGCACAGCAUUUGAGUAAUGCAUCACCCCAAGAGCCUUCAAAUAGCUCGUCACCUCAGAAGCUUCCGGUGCAGCAUUCGAAUGUCACAUCGUCCAAAAGGUCAGUGCCAAAUGAAAAUGACAUGACCACCCAAAGACCUCCGGCAGGUCAGAAUCCUAAUAUCGACUCUCAAAAGCCUACUUUGAAGUACCAAGAUGAUAACAUGAGACAAGGAACAGCGGUGUACUCGUCAUCAGAUUCGUCGUCUCAAGAUUUUUCACAACCUCAGCGGCUUCCAAAAGAGUCACCGAACAACCCGCCACAACCCAAACCCCGUGUAACAGAGCAACCCUCCUCAAAAUCUCAGCGGUCUCCAAAAGAGUCCUCGAAUAGACCGCCACAACACAAACCCCGCGUAACAGAACAACCUUCCUCACCACCGCCACAGCAUAAAAAUCGGCAAGAUGAGGUGUCCUCUAUUGCCAAAGAGAUAGAGGCCAUGGGUCCUCCCGUUACGGCGGAAGAUUUUGUGAUGCAGGCAAUCAAAUAUCAUGAAGACAAUCAGCUUGAGAAGUCCACGGAAUAUUUUCGUAGGGCGGCGGAACAAGAUAAUGCUGUUGGAAUAGUACUUUAUGGAAUUGCUCUCAGGCACGGAUGGGGAUGCAAGACAAACGCAGCUUUGGCCUUUAAGUAUUUGCAAAAAGCAGCACAAUCAGCCAUCGAUAUUUUAAAUGGUAUAAAUAAUACAGUCAGCACAUCUCCUUUUAAAGGAGAGUUUGUCCUGGCCAUAUAUGAAUUGGGAAUGUGUUUCAGGCAUGGAUGGGGUGUCCCCAAGAAUAAGGCUACUGCGGCAUGGUAUUUUGAAAUGGCCGCCAACCUGGGGGAUCCAGACGCGCAAAAUGACAUAGGACUUUGCUAUUACAUGGGCGAAGGUGUCAAAAAAGAUAUGAAAACGGCUGCCAAAUACUAUAGGAUGGCAGACGCGCAAGGUCAAGGCACAUUGGGUAAUUCUUGGAUUUUCAAAGAGAAAUAUAAUGAUUAG